Molecule: messenger RNA, 1593 nt
Organism: Poecilia reticulata (guppy)
Lineage: Eukaryota; Metazoa; Chordata; Actinopteri; Cyprinodontiformes; Poeciliidae
Source: RefSeq, a predicted model, not a curated record
ACUAUAACCUGUCCAACAGUAUCUUCAAAAGCAGAGCAGAGAGGGGAGCAGGGCCGCUGCACCUUCCUCUCCCCAGGCCCCCCCACCCCCGGAGCAUCAGGAACCUGGCCCAGGGAAGCUCCAUGCUGCGCGCACAAAUCCACAAUUGCAGCCUUUAAUCCCAGUUUUACAGCAGGCAGAAAAGGGGAGGGUUGACCACUGCUCUUUGCAACCCCAUGUGCCUGCUUGGACCAUGGAGCUGCCCUGUCUUCCAACUGAGACCCCCACCUCAGCCAGCUCCUGUUCCACGGAUCCCCUGUACGACAACUGCCCACCUUUUGGCCAGCGGGACAGGGCCAGGGGAAAGGAAAUGGAGAGCAGGGCUGUGUUUCCUUUGGUAACCAGACUCCCAGGGCCCAGCAGCCCUCUGCCUGGUUUGGUCCCAGCUCUGGCUGAGGUUCAGACAGUGGUUGUUGGAGGAAGAGAGCCUGGCUCCUGGCCAGAUCGCAGCUACUGCAGCUGCAGAGGGAGCCUGGGAGGACAGGCCUGGGAGUCAGAUCUCAGUUCUAGCAAAAACAAAGGAGGAGGACAACGGGGAGUGGACUGGCAAGCAGAGGAUGGGGCUUCUCGGAGCCAAAGCCCCUGCCCGUCGCACAGCGAGGAGCAUCGCAGUGCUUUGUCUCUGUAUGACAACCUCACCGACACAGGAGUAGCUGACAGCUUGGAGGAGGUCUUCGACAUAGAGAUGAACUUGCAGGAGCAUUUUGACGAGCACGCAUACGCCUCAUGGGCCCCUGAACUCAUCCAAGGACUGAUGCAGGGCGACCCUCUGGGCAGAGAGAAGAACCUCUGGCCGUCUUGUGACAUCCUCCUUACCGAAGGCUGUUCUGGUAGGCAGUGCCAGAGUCCAGACCAAGACGAGAAGCAGGAGCCAGAGCUGGACUCAGGAUCCUGUGCUCAAGAGGAUCUGACUCUGUCAUUUCCACAGCAGCGCCUCGCAGAAAGUCCUCCGCAGCCAAGCCACAGCCAGGAUUUGUGGCCGGCUGCUGAAGCCAAGCACUUGAAGGAGGCACCGUUGUCUGUGAGGGUGCCCCCUCCGGUUCCCCUGGCUGACCCUUCUGCCAGCGCUCUGCGAAGCAUCCUGACAGGCCUCCAGCAGCAGAUAAUCAAGCAGAGGGAAGAGUACGAGGAGCGAAUAAUCAGCCUGGAGCAGAGAAACGAGGAGCUGGAGGUGGAGGUUGUUCGCCUGAAGACAAACCUGUCGCAGCAGCGCCACUGGUACCAGGUGGUCCAGGCCAAGAUCGAGGAGUCUGAGAGGGCCAAAGCUGCUGCAGAGCUCCGUAACGCAACGCUGCAGCGGGAGAUGGAUCAGUUCUUUGACACCUUCGGUGAGCUCAACAACGAGGCUAAAAAGACAGAAUACAUCGUCAAGAGUUUUUGAACCAAGUCAAACGCGGCGGCUUUGAUGGCGCGACCAGUCGACACGGACUGAUUCCUCUAGAGCUUUUCUGAUAAUGUAGCAAAAACAAAACACGUUCUUCCCUGUGACAGGAGCAUCUCAAUAAGUUAAAUGAUCAAAAAGUUUAUUUCAGUAAAAUCUCUCCAAAAGUGAUA